AUGGAGGGCGCCACCCUGCGCUGCGACAGCCGUCUUUGGCCUCUCCACCGUCGCGAUGGCAGUCUCCCUCACCAGGCUCUCUCAUGGAGAAGAUGUCACACAUCUACCUCGCAUUCGACGGUGCCGAGGCUUUCCCCAGGGGGCGGCGGGGUUGGCGGGGUGACCGGGGAGAAGGCGACUUGCUUCGCCUUGGCCUGCAGCCUACUCAGCCGCUACGGCAGGCAGAACGGCGCCGCCACCGCCGAUCUCGGCCUCGCCAUCAGAGGUGAAGCACUUCUUGCCUUCAAGAAGGAAGCUACAAAUUCAGAUGGGUCGCCUCAUGGUUGGAGAUCAAGUUGUGCCUGCCUGACUUCACUGGAUCUCAGGGUUCAGAACAACUUCAUGGAUGCGUACAGGCUGUUGGGCAUUCGUGAGCUUGUGGACAAGUUCUUGGAACUAAUUUUGUGGAUGAGGUUGAAGAACCUUGCGCUGAAGGAUAAAACAGAAUACAUUCAUGAUGGAGACAGACACUAG
Messenger RNA from Miscanthus lutarioriparius, 513 nucleotides. The record is from the annotation of a GenBank genome assembly. NCBI's taxonomy places the organism in Eukaryota, Viridiplantae, Streptophyta, Magnoliopsida, Poales, Poaceae.